Molecule: messenger RNA, 751 nt
Organism: Truncatella angustata
Lineage: Eukaryota; Fungi; Ascomycota; Sordariomycetes; Amphisphaeriales; Sporocadaceae
Exons: 1
Coding region: 493-684 (63 amino acids)
Source: RefSeq, a predicted model, not a curated record
UUUUAUUUUUCUUACUGGAUGAAUGGAUACCAACGGCAAAAGUCCCAGUCACUGGCUUAGAGCCGGGACGAUGCACGAAGUGCGGUGAACAAGAAUGAGAUGCAUGAACACUGACUGGCCUUCCUUGGCGACCCGAUCCCUAGUCGACCUCAUUCUAGGUCUUUAGGUCUUUUAGGUCUACCAGGGACCCUGCAAGGGCGGGCAGCAGCCAUUCAGAGCCUAGAGCUGUACGGCCGCUCUGAAUGGAGGAGAUCUGGCAAGGCAACUAGGCGAAGACAAACCAGACGCUUAACACCUCAUGCAAUGAUGAGUUGGCAUUGCCGCUUGAUAUUAAAUCGAGACUGGCUGCUAUGGUCCUGACUCUGUCAGAAGAGUAUUAGGUACGAGUCAAACACGACCACAAUCCACCUGACAGCUAGUACUAGUACCACAGAUAGCGCGACAUCAAUAAGAAACAAUAAUAACAAUAAUAAUACACGCUCAGUUUUGCAUAUGGGAAGUUCAGAAUUGUUGACGACUGAUAUAGCAUGCAUUUGCUCGAUGGAAGGACGAGCGGUCGUGAUGCCAGUUACACUUACCUUACAGGAGGAGUGCGGAGGAGUAGCUGGGUACUUGGUCGUGAUUGAGGUGGCGCAAGGGCGGCGAUUACAGAUCCGAGAGAGAGCAACUGAUCGCCUAACCUAGCACGGCAGAUGAAUACCGGCUUGAUUGAUAGCACGUCAGUCGUGAUAUGAGUACUGUAUUUGCAAAC